CGUUCGUUCCACUUUCUUUCUUCUUCGUCUUCUUCGUCUUCUUCUAACUCCAAAAAAUCAACAUUCACUUCAUCAAUAGAAUCAUUGAAUAUACAUGGUGAAUUUUCCCUGCUAAUUAAUUAAUCAAUUCAUUCCCCAUGGAACCCAAACCCCAAGCUAGUAGUCCUCCACCGAAACCUUGGGAACGAGCGGGUUCUUCGUCUGGCCCGACACCUUUUAGACCCCCAUCAGGUGGAAACACAAGUGAUGUUGUUGAGGCUUCAGGGACUGCAAAGCCUGGUGAAAUUGUUACUACUGCUGAUAGAAAUGCAGCUGUCAACGGGAAUACUCUCACCAGACCUGUUCCCACAAGGCCAUGGGAACAGAACUAUGGAAAUAACACCUAUGGUGGUGUUGGUGCAGGUUAUGGUUCUACAAUGAAUUAUAAUUCUGGAUAUGGAUCUGGAUUGUACGGAUCUUCUUAUGGUGGUGGGCUAGGAGGAGGAAUGUAUGGUGGCGGAAUGUAUGGUAGCAGUAUGUACAAUAGAGGAGGAUAUGGUGGUGGCCUCUACGGAUCAUCUGGGAUGUAUGGAGGUGGAAUGUAUAACAGUGGCCUGGGGGGUCCAAUGGGUGGUGGUUAUGGCAUGGGGGGUGUUGGUCCAUAUGGAGGUGAUCAAGAUCCCAAUAAUCCAUAUGGUGCCCCUCCAUCCCCACCAGGUUUUUGGAUAUCUGUGAUGCGUGUGAUGCAAGGCGUGGUUAACUUUUUUGGUCGGAUAUCAAUACUCAUAGACCAGAACACCCAGGCUUUCCAUUUGUUCAUGACUGCACUUCUCCAGCUGUUUGAUCGCUCCGGUGUACUGUAUGGAGAGCUAGCUAGAUUUGUGUUGCGGUUGCUCGGGGUCAGAACUAAGUCCAAGAAGGUUAACCCGCCAGGUCCGAAUGGACAUCCACUUCAUGGACCACACAAUUCUUCUGGAAAUAUGAACUACAUUGAGGGAGCAAAGGCUGCUCCAAGUGGUUCUUGGGACAAUGUCUGGGGAAAUGAUGCCAGUGAAUAAUUUGGUGAAUUUAGUUAGUGUGUUCAAGUACAGUAAAGAAAAGAGAGAAACAGAAGCAUUUCAAAUGAAGAUACCAAAGCUGAAGAAUUCAUGUACAUCCUGGAUUUAAUUUCAGUUUUCUGUUUUUCGUUGCCUAGAUUGGUUCUUGGUUUUACUAGAAACGGGAUCUUCAGAUGAUAAUAUACCAUCCCUACCUUUAUACCUUAGUUUGCUUUGAAUUUGCAGGAUGCUGAGUACAUGUAUUUUGAGUCUAGAAUGAAUGCAAUCUUGAAUACCUGCACAAAUUUAUCGGCACCUUAAAUUACAUUUCUUUUAAUGUACUCUUUUUCACAAGUGUGAACAUUAAUAAAAAUCACCUUUAUAUGGUGAAUUUGAGGAUGGACCACAAAAUA
Molecule: messenger RNA, 1429 nt
Organism: Cicer arietinum (chickpea)
Lineage: Eukaryota; Viridiplantae; Streptophyta; Magnoliopsida; Fabales; Fabaceae
Product: peroxisomal membrane protein 13
Biological process (GO): protein import into peroxisome matrix, docking
Cellular component (GO): peroxisomal importomer complex; peroxisomal membrane; peroxisome
Source: RefSeq, a predicted model, not a curated record